GAGGAGGGAGCGCCCUUCACUCGGCAUUUUCCGGCUCUUCUCGUGGGCGAUGUUGACGUUGGGCUCGUGGCCGCCUCUCCCAGACUGCUUUAUGUCUGGCAGCAGAAACCAUGCGCGGUCGCCAUAUUACCCGAGCAGCCCUCCCCUCUAGUCCCGUCACAGCAGCAGCAGCAGUGCAGGAGCAGCAGACUACAUACUGAACAACGCUACCGCUGGGGAGGACCAGUGAUACAGCAAAACCAACAACCAAAACGAGGAUUCAGUGGAAUAGUCUGACUCUUUGGCCGCCCAUACUGAGUCAACGCAUUGGAUUUUUGCUACACUGUGAACCGGAUAAAAAGGUCGCGUGUUUCCAUUUUCUUUUCUAGAAUAAAUUGAACAGUUAAAAUACGACUCACCACAGUCUGGUUAGCUAGCCGGUGAUGGAGACUGGCAGCUAGCUAGCUGACGUUAUUCCUGUCAGGCUAGCAUAUAUCAUAAAGCUAACUUACUCAGCAGUUCACUACUUGUUUUCAUUAGCGUCACAUUACAGACACCCACAAUGCUAGGUUGUGUUUAACAUAGACUCAGACGUGAAACGGUGAGAGAUUGCCGGCGAAUUACAACAGGCAUCAGCUGACGUUAGCCUGCAAGCUACUAGCUUCUUGUGCCUCGUUGUCAUCGGAGAGCACUGAAUGGUGUUUGGUAGGCUGUGAAUAUUAGCACAACUUUGUAAACAGCCACUCAACGCCUAGUCCACGUAGUUUUUUUAAAAUUUUUUAAUUUUUGACUGUAUUGCCUGUUGGUAGUUUUGUCAAAACGGCGCCGUUAACGAAUUACAACCUUAUUGCAUACUGUCAGAGACCAACUACCCCUCGGAUUCUGUCGAAAUGCAUCAUCCGGACCCUGCAGGAGACUCUGGCAGUGUUAGAAAGAUGGCGCACCCGGCUGUCUUUCACAGAAAGGGUAGCAACACAGGCAGCGGGAACGGCUCCACGCUGUCAACACCGGCGAACCCGGUGGUCAAUAACAGCCACGUCUCAGUAGAUGAUUAUCAGCCCUCCCUGCUGAUCCAGUGCCAACCUCCUGCUGGUUCAUCCUCUCCUGGUCCCCAUCAUCCUCCUCCCCACAGCCUGAAUCUCCUCUCCCAGCCCCAGCCCACACAGUCAGCCGGAGCUCAGAUGAAAAAGAAGAGUGGUUUCCAGAUCACAAGUGUGACCCCGGCACAAAUAUCUGUGAGUACCAACAACAGUAUUGCAGAAGACACAGAAAGCUAUGAUGAUCUGGACGAGUCCCACACAGAAGAUCUGUCUUCUUCUGAAAUCUUGGAUGUGUCCCUCUCCCGGGCUAAUGAUGUCGUUGGAGCAGAGAGAAGCUCUUCAGAAGAGACACUGAAUAAUUUCCAUGAGGCAGAGACCCCUGGGGCAGUCUCGCCCAACCAGCCUUCACACCCACAUGCACUAAACCAAGCUCAGCAACAUGGUGGUUCAAUGGUGAACGGCCAUCAACACCCUCAUCAGUCUAACCAUGGCCAGGUAUUCUCUCUGUCCUCUGGGUCUGGGAGCAUCCAGGGUGCCCUCACUGCUGGAGCUUUACCUCGCAUCACCCAGAAAAUGCCUUCUAAUGUAGGGGGCCCUCAAGAGAACUUUUCCCAGACUGUCCCUCCAAAUAUUGUUGCUCAGUCUGUUGGGGUUGUGGCCUCUGGAUCUGUCCCUGGAAUGCACAGUUCUGUUACAGGCACUACAGUUAGUAUAGUUAAUCCCCAAACCAGCAGCAUUAGUAAUGUGAAUAUGUUGAGCUCUGCCAAUGUGCCUGUGAGGGGAGGGAUCAGCACGAGUGCUAGCAGUAGCAGUGGUGGCUUUCCUCUCAAUGCUAUAAGCAGUAGUGGGGGGAGUGGAGGUGGCACAGUUGUAGCUGGGGGCAACCCUAUGACUGCUUCUAAUAUUGGCAUGAUUCAGCAACACCAUAACAUCAGCUCAAACAUCACCAUGACUACAACUACUGUUGCUGCUGCUGUUGCAGUCACUGCCUCUGGGGGGAUGGGACCCUCUAGUGUGAAUCAGGGGAGAGUUGGAUCUGCUGUGCUGCAACCUGUGAGUGCAGCCAUGGCCACAACCUCGGUUUCACCUACUCCUGCUCCAGCUCCUCCAGUUACCACCACUAGCUCUCGCUUCAGGGUUGUGAAGUUGGACUCUAGCUCUGAGCCCUUCAAAAAGGGCAGAUGGACAUGUACUGAAUUCUAUGACAAGGACAUGCCAGCCUCUGCUCCAAGUUCCUCUGCAUCUGAUUGUGGGUCCCUCAGCAUGCGUCAGCAUCUCUCUGAGAAUCUUGCUGCAUCCUCAGAGAGGGAAAGCACAAGUGGUAGUUCUGUGAGCAGUACUCUGAGUACACUGAGCCAUUAUAGUGAAAGUAUGUGCAGUGGAGAGGCAGGGGGACCCCCAGUACCCCAGCAUUUCCAGGAUUAUGCCUCCCCCCCUCACGGUUUUCAAGGAAUUCACCCCAGUGGCUUAAACAUGGGAGUAUCACAAGCCCAACCUCACAUGCACACCCAGGAUAUUACCCAUUCACAUGUGAAAACAACUGUGCCCCCCUCAGCUACAAACAUUCAUCAACCUGCUUCCAUGCCAGGCCACCAGAGCACCUCUGGACUCCCUUCAUCUUCUAUAUCCCAGCAGCAGCUCACUUAUGCCCAGGCAGUUGCGAAUCAACCACCUGGUUCAACACAGGGCCUAAUGAGUGUUCAGCAGCAGAAGAUAGUCUAUGCUUCUCUGCCACAGCAACCAGCUGCUGCUCCUCAAGCAGCUUCGGGUCAGGUGAGGCCACCUGAGUACACCCAGACACACCAAGGUAUCUCCCAGGCUGCUGCUUCUCAACCUCUUUCCAACCAACCUGGAUUAGUCCCCUCUGGACCAGCUAAUGUAUCAUCUCAGAUGAUGGGAGGUCCUCAGCCAUCACAGACACUUCUUCAUGCACAACCCCAACAGUCCUCAUCUCUUCAGGCCACCACUUCCACCAUACCCUCUCAUGUUGGUGCAACAGGUCUUGGCCAACAGCCUCAAAGUCACCAUCACCAUCUGGAUUGCCAGCAGCAGAAGCCACAGUCACUCCCAUCGCAAAUUCAAAAUCCAGGCCUAGGAUCCCAACAUCCCACCACAGUCCAUCAAAACCAAUUGUCAAGUGUGCCUCCUCCCAACCCACAAAGCGAUCCACAGUCCCAGCCCAAAACCAACAGUGGGAACAGUGGUAGGAUGCAGGUUGUUCCGCACAGCCAGCCAUCUUCUAUCAGUUUGUCCCAGGACCACAGCAGUGCCCAGGCCCUCGCUCAUGCUGCCCAGGCCAGUGCCCUGUAUGCUAGUUUGCCCACCUUCACCACCACUCAGCUGCAAGAUGCUCAGCGGCUGCUUCUUCAACACCAGUCAGCUCUGUUGGGGCUCCCCAAGUUUUCUGGUGGAGAGGCUGGAUCUGGAUUCAGCACCGGCCAGGGGCAGGAAGCUGAAGGCAAUUUCGCCACCACCAGUGCCUUAACUGCAGCAGUUGGUCUUAAGACUGUAGAUGGAGAGGAUGAUGGUUCAUCAGGAGCCAGUGUUGUUGCCAUAGACAACAAGAUAGAACAAGCAAUGGACCUGGUGAAAAGUCACCUGAUGUAUGCCGUGCGAGAGGAGGUGGAGGUGCUGAAGGAGCAGAUCAAAGAGCUGAUUGAGCGCAACUCCCAGCUGGAGCAGGAGAACACCCUGCUGAAGACGCUGGCCAGUCCAGAACAAAUGGCCCAGUUCCAGGCCCAAGUUCAGACUGGCUCUCCACCCGCUGCUCCCACAUCUGCCGCAGCAGGACCACCAAGCACCACCACGCUCGUGCAGCCCACCUCGCACAGCUCUGGUCCCUCGGCGUAGAGUGUGGUCCGCGCACACACCCACACACACGCAGAUGGACCGACUGACUGUUUCUGAGUUCUGCCAGAGCAGCAGGGCUGAGCCCCGCCUUCUCCAGCUGGAGGUUGCGCUGUCAAGACAAGAAUUUGCACAUAUUUAUCUCCCAGACGGACUUGUGGGACAAGCAGCAAAGACGACGGUCUUAAGAUGCUGCGUUAGGGGUUGGUGUCACAAGAGGAGGAAUCAUUGAACAUUUGCCAAAUUAACCUUGGACAUAUCGACUAGAAUGUCUUACCAAGUGAAAAAAAAAACGGCGUAUCAGUGGCGACAUUAUACAUACCUAAAAAAAAAAAAAAAUCACUGUGCCUGUGUCUGGAUUUUAAGUGAUGUCGGUUUUAUUGAUGAUGGAGGAGCAGGAAGUGGAGGACUGUAUUGGCUGUUACAUUUUUGGCUGAAUGGUGUAAAUAAACGUGGUUCUCUCUCACUCUCUCUAGAGCCCUAUGUUACAUGUUGAGAGAUCAUAGAGAUGGGCAGAGUAAAUCCUUCUCCGAGUGACAAAUGAAGAAUGUUAACAGUUAUUAUCAUGACACAGUCCCCAUCUGGAAUGGGGGAGUCAGGUGGGAGGGGAGGGGAGGCUAUUUUGAACAACACUAGGCAGUGUUGGUGAUGUUACUUCAAAUGUGGGUGGUUGGGAUGAACUAAACAUGGUUUCUUAUGGAGAUGACGAUAUUCUAUUUUCAGUAUUUCACUUUAAAGCUUCUCGUUUUUUGCCCUUGACAGAGCUCAUUGUUGCUGUUUUCUCAACCCCACAGUGGCAUGUGUAAUUUAAACCUUAUUUGACGGGGUUGAGACACUGGGCUACGCUGCAUUUCUUUCCCUCUUACAGUUUGAUGGGCAGAAGAUGUAUAUUUCUGUAUAGUGUAAGUACUCUGUAAAAUAGUGAGGAGAGGGAGAAAAAUAACAGAUGCUAUCUAGGUCGCACAGAUUGAAGUGGGUAAGCGAGUGACGUGCAAAGUCUUGCCCAGUCUGUGUUGUCUAUUUUUAUUGCUGUAUUUUCAGGAUUGUGGAUCAAGUGGAGUUAUAUGACUGACAACCAAUAGCCAAACAGGCUGCUCAUAUCCCAACACAGCAACUCUGACUGUAAAACUUUUCUUUUCUUUUUUUCUUGGCUCCUUUUCUUUGAGUAUUUGCACCUUUUUAUGAACUGUUUCUUUUCUUUCUUUUUUUUUUUAAAGUUUUGACAGUAAAGUACUUCUGGAUGAAAAGUAUCUUAAAACUCAACAUAAUACAAGCCAACUGUGGAGAAGUUUUUUUCUUUCUUUUCUUUUACAUUCUGUGUAUCAGUUGUAUGCUCAUGUCCUGCGCAUGUUUCUGCAAAGACUGGAUAAGAUAUUGUAACAUACAUACUGCAAUUGCACUUGACAGCUGCACUUCACAACUUUCAAUAAACAUGCUUAAGGAAGAAUAA
Molecule: messenger RNA, 5316 nt
Organism: Solea solea (common sole)
Lineage: Eukaryota; Metazoa; Chordata; Actinopteri; Pleuronectiformes; Soleidae
Gene: tsc22d1
Product: TSC22 domain family, member 1
Exons: 3
Coding region: 870-3869 (999 amino acids)
Biological process (GO): regulation of transcription by RNA polymerase II
Source: RefSeq, a predicted model, not a curated record